AUGCAUCUGCCGACCUUGCUUCCCAUCUCCCUUCUUUCUGGUCUUGCCCUGGCCCAGGGCGAUCUCGCCGGUUUGCUCCAGUCGCAGGACGAUCUCAGCACGUUGCUGGAGCUGGUCGGUCUCGUUGAUGGUCUGGCUGAGACGCUCGCAUCGUCCUCGAACAUAACCAUUUUUGCCCCGACGAACACGGCUUUCGACAACGUCCCCAUCGAGAUUCCCGAGGGCGAAGCCAUUGCCUACAAGAACGACACCAUUGCCAUUGGCGCCCUGCUCGCCAACCAUGUCUUCAAGGGUCUAUAUCCGGCCGAGGUCGUCACUGAUCUUCCGACCUUUGCCCAGACUCUGCUCGACAGCUCCUAUGUCAACUACCAGCAGCCGUUCUCUAACUUUACCGGCGGCCAGUACAACGGCCUCGUGAAGAACGGCGCCGACGUCUGUGUGCUGUCGGGAGAAGAGACCAUCUCUACUGUUACCGAAGCGGACAUCAAGCUUGGCAAUGGCAUCAUUAUCCACAAGAUUGACACGGUGCUGAGUUUUGGAGCCCCCUUUCAGCUCUUCACCGCCCGUGCCAAGCUCCUCGCCAUGAACGCCGCCGUCGAGGCGGCUCAACUCGGUCUGGCCUUUGGGGAGACUGAAGCCGACUCUCCGGCAGUCAACAUCUCUGAUUUCACCAUCUUCGUGCCCAAUGAUGCUGCGUUCGAGGCCAUCGGGUCUAUUCUGCAGGCUGCCGACCAAGAGACGUUGCAGGCGGUUCUGAGCCAUCACAUGAUUGAGAACAACGUCAUCUUUUCCACGGCCCUCGGGAACGUUACCGUGCCUUCUGCUCAGGGUAUCGACCUCACUUUCACCGUGCUGCCAGACGGAACAACCUGGGUCAACGGCGCCAAGAUCCUUCUUCCCAACGUCAUCCUCUUCAAUGGUGUUGCCCACAUCAUCGACAGCGUCCUGAACCUGGAAGUGUUUGACAGAAACACGCUCGCUCCGUCGGCCCCCGCCGCGGACCGCGUCGCCUUCCCCGAUGCCAGCCCCGUGUCCAAGCUGCCCUUCUCGAGCGUCUCGUUCGGAAACGAUCUUGCCACCUACACGACUCCGGCUCUGCUCAGCACCAUGGCUGCCGUCGCGACGCCGACGCCUGAGGGCGAGGCCACGUCCGGGGCGCCUGAGACGGUCCCGACUGCCGGUGCGGCGGGACAUGGUGCCGUGGGAGCUUUGGCCGUGGGCGCUGUGGCGGGCGUGUUUGCUGUCAUGCUUUAG
Verticillium alfalfae VaMs.102 is the source of this 1254-nucleotide messenger RNA. RefSeq lists its product as hypothetical. Gene Ontology annotation, cellular component: fungal-type vacuole membrane. Gene Ontology annotation, biological process: macroautophagy. The transcript has 3 exons. The record is from RefSeq and is a predicted model, not a curated record. The coding region runs from base 1 to 1254 and encodes 417 amino acids. Lineage: Eukaryota; Fungi; Ascomycota; Sordariomycetes; Glomerellales; Plectosphaerellaceae.